AUGGCGGCCACUUCAUGCCCGAUCGAACCAGACACCGCAUUCCGAGAUUCAGGGAUUGGGAUGCUACCCACGGAGAAUACCAGUGGGCAUGUCCCAAAAGACUCAGUCGACGAACCCAAAGUGACGAAUGGCUGCACUGAGACGAAUAGAUCCAAAGAUGCCGAAACCCAGCAGUCUGCUGAGAUAAUAUAUGAGAUUCGCUACCAGAGUUUAUCAGGGGAGCAUCUGCACAGCCGGCCGUUACAAAAGCGGGCUCACGAGUUUGAACAGCCUGUUUCGGUUCAAUCACCGGUAAUGAAGGUCGUCGAUGUUCGAAGUACCUGGCUCGAGAUUGGUGCCCCGGAAUUUUCAGGUAACAAGACUGCCGACACCAAAGACGCCUCACAGCAAUCGGCAGCAGCCCAGGAUAAGCUCAAAAGCGAGGCGAAUAUAAAGCUCCCGCCUUUUGAGUCCCGCCUUGGGUCUUACAUCGAGAUUACGUCGCCCGCGGUGUUGGAAGCUCUGCGAUGCGUUAUCGACUACGCACCAGGGUACGAACUGGGAGCAAGGAACGUCCGGAUCAACUGGCCGUACUCACUCCUAGUCCACUACGACGAUGCUCUGGCCAAGUACCAGGAGAAAUUUGCGACUCCCGAUUGCACUGGCGUGGCUUGCCCGGGCAAGUACGCCAACAACCAUAUCAGCGUGGUCAGGAACUUUGUAAAUGACGCAGUUGGCACGGCAAUCGAGGACGAGCGCAGGCGACACGAGAGGGGCAUGGCUACAUUCGACAUGCUAUGGCUUCUUCUCCGACCUGGAGCCGAUAUGCUGUUUGACGAAAACAUCAUAGGCGAGUACCAGCCAUAUGUAAUGGGGUCAAUGAGAUGUGUUGUUUGCGACGGGACGAUUCGAUCCUACGUCGUCACCCUCUGGAACAUGAGAGCCAAUUCAUUAUACAUUGGUCCCAGUUACGACACGUUGACAAUCGAGCCGUUUGCCGGGGAAAAGAAGAUCAGUUCCCUGCCCGUCUAUCCGUUUGAAUUCCGCACCAAGAACAGAGUCUGGGGCGAAAAGGAAGACGCCAGGCAGUAUUUCGAGGAGAGGGGUAAAGUGUUCUUCCAGCUGAGGCGGCAGGGUUGCUGGGACUUUCGCGGAUACACUACUACAUUUCCGCGGCGGCCGAUUGAGGGACUGGUGAUAUCAGAUCCCGACCGCUAUGUUGCCCAAGAAGGUGUCGACGAGGCCACUCUUGCAUUGAACUUUGAGACGGACCACGAGCUGUUGUUUGACCGUCAGUGUUGCGAAAACUGCCGCACAAUCAUCAGCUCGCAGCGCAAACCAUACAAGUUCAGCGGCUACUCCAACAUCAAUCCCCUUAAUGUAUCAGGGCUUUCAGAUCACCAAUACUUUCUUUGUAAUCGCAGCACCCAUGCCUAUGUACUCAAACAACGCAACUGGAGUGACCUGGACGUUUCUGGAUUCCGCCCAGCCCAUUACGACAAGUCUAUCCUGGACACGCUGGUCAUGGCCGAACCGCACGUCAAGCAGCUGAUCCGCAGUCUGACGCACAAAUACCUCGUCGGACUGCAAGCCGAAGCCGAGCGAGAAGCAAAGUUCAACGAAAAAGCCGCGGAUACGAACGAAUCAGUCUCGAAAAAGACAUGGUCGCCCGACUUUGUCAAGGGCAAAGGCGAAGGCCUGAUUUUCCUCUUGCACGGAAAACCAGGCGUGGGCAAAACCUACACAGCAGAAUGCAUUGCCGCCAACGCCGGCCGCCCUCUCCUCACCAUCACAUGCGCCGACAUUGGCACGGAUCCACAGGAAAUCGAAGAAAAACUCAUGGUCUUCUUCAAGCACGCCAAAGCAUGGAACGCCAUCCUGCUCAUCGACGAAGCCGACAUCUUCAUGGAGCACCGGCGCGUCCAGGAUCUCGAGCGCAACAGCCUCGUCGCGGGCUUCUUACGCGCAAUGGAAUACUAUCAGGGCAUUCUCUUCCUGACUACAAACCGAGUCGGCAUGUUUGACGAGGCUUUUAUAUCCAGAAUCAAUCUUACCAUUUACUACCCCCCGUUUACCGACAAGGCGCGGCUCGAGGUCUGGGAGUCGUUUUUCAAUAAGCUGGAGCGCGAGCGCGAGGGCGAAAUUAGAGUGCAUAAUAACACGCGCGACUAUGUCGAGGAGUCGGAGGAUCUCAAGCGGCUGCAGUGGAAUGGACGGGAAAUCCGGAAUGCCUUCCAAAUCGCUGUCUCGCUCGCUGAAACCGAAGCCGAAAAAGACUCUAGAGGCCGCAUUGUCAUCAAGAAAGAGCAUAUCCAGGAAACAGUCAACAUGUCCAAGUCGUUCAAGAAGUAUCUCAAGGACCUGUACCACAAGGAUGAAGAUGCGAUUGCGGCGCUGAGGGGGAACCGGAACGACUCGAGCCAUAACGUUACGAAGUCGAAUGAAAAGGGAUACCGUUGAUAGGGAGAAAAGCUAGUGGUUUCUUGAAGAAGGCGUCUUGGUCAGGGUUGUGAGUGAUUUUGAGGAUGCACAGCGCUGUACCUUGUAUACAAAAUCAGCAGGCAUUGUUUUACACAAUAAACAUUUUGAACGGC
Exserohilum turcica Et28A is the source of this 2573-nucleotide messenger RNA. RefSeq lists its product as uncharacterized. Lineage: Eukaryota; Fungi; Ascomycota; Dothideomycetes; Pleosporales; Pleosporaceae. The coding region runs from base 1 to 2439 and encodes 812 amino acids. The record is from RefSeq and is a predicted model, not a curated record. The transcript is spliced from 5 exons. Gene Ontology annotation, molecular function: ATP hydrolysis activity; ATP binding.